Messenger RNA from Symbiodinium natans, 570 nucleotides. The record is from the annotation of a GenBank genome assembly. NCBI's taxonomy places the organism in Eukaryota, Dinophyceae, Suessiales, Symbiodiniaceae.
AUGGCGGCCAUGGUGCCAAUGGAUCAGGCUGUGGAGGUUUCAUACUGCAUGAAGCUGGACCUCCCCGAUACCAAGGAUAGCGAGGACUUGGCCUUGUAUUCUGCGCGGACAGAGCAGCUUCCGUCUGCUCGCUUGCCGAAGAAGCUGUCAAGGCCCACCAACGUCGCAUUUUUCUCGAUGCCGACCCCGGCUGCCGUAGGCAUUCUGGGAGAGGCCGACGAAGAAGUCACGGACAUAAGCAUAGCAGUGUCGCCACACAACGAUGAUGGCGAGGCUUGGGAGGCCGGGCCAGCACCUGGGCCGCCAGGACGAUACGCCGACAAGGCGCAAGGGCUCUCGCUGGCUCAGCGGCUUCGCCAGCUCGACUUCUCUGACGACGAGGAUGAGGAAAUUCAGUCGUCAAGGCACGAGCUGCGGGAGCAGGAGGGCGGCACGGCUCUGCAUGCUGACAUGGCGGAUCCUGAUUCUGUGCUUGAGGAAGGCCAUGAAUCGGCCCUUGUCACAGAUGCGGGGAUCGUGGUAGAAGACUGCCAGGAGUUCAUCCAGGAGGUUGACAGUGACGACGACUGA